Helobdella robusta is the source of this 1191-nucleotide messenger RNA. RefSeq lists its product as hypothetical. The transcript has 3 exons. Lineage: Eukaryota; Metazoa; Annelida; Clitellata; Rhynchobdellida; Glossiphoniidae. Bases 1 to 1191 code for a protein of 396 amino acids. The record is from RefSeq and is a predicted model, not a curated record. Gene Ontology annotation, molecular function: serine-type endopeptidase inhibitor activity.
AUGAUUAUAAGAGAAUCAGUGUUGGAGUUCAGCUUUGACGUGUACAGAAAUGUAGCAAGGGACAUACCUGACAACAACAUCCUGUUCUCGCCUAUAGGACUUUUUUUUUUGGCAGUGCUUCAUCUUGCAGCUGAUGGCGACACCAAGAACGAGUUAGAAGCCGGUCUGAGGUUCGGCAGAUUGAGUGAGACAGAGAUUCACGAACACUUCAAAAAGCUGAUGAAUUAUUACGUAACGAAAGCUGAAAACGUCAGUCUGGUUAUGGCGAACUUGCUGUAUGUUAAUACUGACGACCAUCUUUCGAAGUCUUUUAUUGAUAAACUAGGCUUGUACAACUACCGCCAACAACUCCACACUUGCAACUUCCUAUCCUACGCGGAGACUUGCAGAAGAACUAUUAAUGAAGAAGUGGAAAGACUAACAAACAACAAAAUAAUAUACUCCAUCCCACCGAACACUUUGGACUCUCACACCAAAAUAAUUCUCGUUAAUGCAGUUUCCUUCAUUGCAACAUUGUUGGUGGACGCAAAAUUGACUGAAAAGAGUAUGUUUUACAUCAACAAAGCCCUCUCAGUUGAAACUGAAUUUAUGGGCGGUAAAUUUAUAGGUGAUUAUCAAGUAAGCACCUAUUUAGAAAGUCACAUCUUGAAGAUUCCGUACGAGAAUAAGUAUCAUUUUAUCAUUAUCCUCCCCAUUAACUUCUGCAAGUCUUCUUUAGACUCGAUUGAACAAAAAUUAACCAAAGAUCAUCUACUGAGCUGGAAAAACAGUUGGACCAGAAGAUCGGUUGAACUUCAUCUGCCAGUUUUAGGGUUUGAUUCCAGCAUUAACAUCAAACAAGUUCUGAUGAAUUUGAAUAUAAAGAGUAUUUUUGAUGCUAACAAAAAUGGGCUGUCAAGAAUGUCAACAGUAAGAGAUCUGUACGUUAGAGAUAUUUUUCAGAAGACGCACAUCUCCAUGAAGAAUGAGAAAAGAAUCGAGACGGCGCCAGUCACCUAUGGUAUAAUGUUGCUUUCUAAGAUGACCCAAGUGAGUAAGUUGAGUUUAGUCGCCAAUCAUCCAUUCCUUUUCUUCAUCCGUGACGACAAAACUGAAACCAUCCUCUUCAUAGGCAGAUUCUCGAAACCAUAUAAAGUUUCCCUGGUCAAAACUGACGAGGCGCUUUGUCAAUUCGGCGAACAGUUUUCUUGA